Molecule: messenger RNA, 3543 nt
Organism: Paramecium pentaurelia
Lineage: Eukaryota; Ciliophora; Oligohymenophorea; Peniculida; Parameciidae
Source: the annotation of a GenBank genome assembly
AUGAGUUUAUCUGAUCUGCUUGAUGAUCAUGGUGAUAGCGCCAAUUCUUAAUUUGGCAUUAAUCCACCCAGUUAUAAUGAAGAGCAAGUGAGACAAUAAUUCAGAGGUCCUGCAAAAUUGGCAACAAAAGUUGACCCUCUAUAAGAUGUUGGAGAUUAUUCAAUUAAACCACCAUCUAAUAUAAGUUUACCAAAAGCAACCGAUUAGAUAAAUCCUUCUUAAUCUCCUAAUUCAGGACCUAUUUAAUUAACUCCAAAGACUUCUUUAAUGGAAGAGAAAAUUCUAGGGAGUGCUACAAAUAGGGAAUAAAUAAGGGAUUUGGCUUAAAGUAAUUACACUAAUCUUCCUAAAGAGGGAGUAAAUAACUUCCUUAAAUUAGUGAUUGCUAAAAGUCGUUAUCAUCAUUUUAUUGAUCUUUUAGUUUAAAGAGCCUAUGUUAAAAAGCUUUCUGAAUUUAGCAUUUAUCAAAAUACAAUGUUAGAUGAUCUAAGAUACAUUGAUUCAAAAUACCAUGUUCAUAAAAAUUUAAUAGGAAAGUUUUGUAAGAAAUUAAGAUUUGUUCCCAUUUUAGAUUAAAGUAGUUACUUGGUAAUAGGUUGGUAAUUGUUGUAUAUACUCACAAUAAUAAUAAUUUUCUUUUGGACUCCCUUCAAUUUAUCAUUUGGGAUUACAUUGAAUUAAGUAGUAUUUGGGAGUAUGAUGGUAAAAGAAGUAGAGUUUUACUUUCUCUUUUCUAUAAUAAUAGAUGGAUUCAUAGUCAUAAAUACAUCAUAUAUUAGAAAGGGAAUCAUUAUAAAAUCUAGGGGGAAGAUAUUCAUAAAUUAUCUCAAUACAUAGGCAAUCUAUGAUUUAGUAAUCAUAUUUUUGAUAUAUUAAAGUGUUCCAUAGUUUCAAUGUUAAUUGCUCAAUAUUCUAGUAUUGAUAAUGGUUAGGAAUAUCUAGUUUGGCAAUUGAUACCAUAUGCAGUUUAUUAUUGUAGUCGAAUAUUCAAAUUAUAGGGAAGAGUACAUAAAUUAGAAGAGUAAAAGAUAAUUUAUAAAUGAUAGGUUUUUCAAUUUUUCAGGAUGGGUUCAAGAUGUUAUUGAAUUAAUAAAACUAUUAUUUAUGGUAAUUUAUGUUGGUCAUUUAUUUGCAUGUCUUUGGCAUAGUGUUGCUUUCUAUUAAAUAGGAUAUAAUAAAACUUGGUUAGAGAUCUAUGAUAUAGUAGAUGCAAAUAUAUUCACUAAAUAUAAUUAUGCAUUCUAUUGGGCUGUUUAAACUAUGAUUACUGUUGGUUAUGGUGAUUUGACUCCAUAAAAUGAUUAUGAAAGAUUAUGUGCAAAUUUAAGUAUGUUUUUAGCUUGUGGAGUGUUUGCAUUCUCUUUCAAUAGUAUAGGUCUUAUGCUCAGUAAUCUAAAUUCAAGAUAAGUACUUUAUAAAAGAAGUACUAAUUUACUUAAUCAAUUUCUAACUAAAAAUUAAAUUAAAGUUGAACUUUAAUCUAGAAUUAGAAAUUAUUAUGAUUAUAUUUUUUAAGAAGAAUAAGAAAUUAAUGAUGAAGAAGUUUCUUAAAUUACAACUAAAUUAUCUAGUUCUUUAUAGGAAGAACUUAAUUUUGAGAUUAGACUUAAUGUUAUGAAAACUAAUAGAGUUUUAACUAGAUUCUCUUAAAAAACAUUAAGAGAAUUAUCUUUGCUUAUAGAGGAAGUCAGAUUCUCUCCAGAAGAUUAAAUUAUACAAUAAGGAACUCAAGAUGAUUGUUCUCUUUAUCUUAUUACCAAAGGCACUGUUUCCAUUCUUUUUUAAAAUGAACCAUAAGCCAAAAAUAAUAGAGUACUGUAAUAUUUGGAAAAAGGAUAAACUUUUGGAGAAUAUUCUUUUUUUACUGGUCUAAAUAGAACUGCUUCAGCAAAAAGUAUAGGAUUUUCAAGAGCAUACAAAAUUACAAGAUAAAAAUUGUUAAAUGUACUACAAAUAAAUGAAAUUGAUUUAGUAAUAUUAAUUAUAUUAUAAUUAUUAGGAACGUUUUUGUGAAGUAAGAGAUUAAAUUUUGUAAAGUGAGAAUUAUCAACCAGCAUAAUUAUAAUGUUAUUCAUGCAAUAAAUCUAAUCAUCUCAUAAAGGAUUGUCCUAUAUUACAUUUUGUUCCAGACAAAGAGAAAGUAAUUAAAAAGGAAUAUUUUCCUGUUCAAUAAUAAAGAAAUGUAACUUAUAUUAGAUAGAGAUGUGAUAGGAAUUAUUAUGCAACCUUAUUAGAAAUGAAAAAGACUCUUGAAAUUAUUAAAGAAUUUUAAACAAAUGAACUUUAUAAUGAUAAUCAAAAUAUAUAAGAAGAGAAUUCAGAUGUUUCAUAUGAUGAUAAUGAUGAUUAUCCAUAUGAAUAUUGUAAAAUUUCUUAUUUAUUAAUAGCCUCUUAAAAUAAAAGCUGUUCUAAAAUCUCUAGAUAAUAAUCAAAAAAUUGUUCAUAUUCAUAAAAUGAUAAUAAUCAUUCCAAUAAUCCUAGAAAUUUAUAACCUAUUUAAGAAAGUGAAGAUUCUGACAAUAGUGUAAGUCCAAUUAAAUAGAGAAAUUCAGCUGUUAAAAAUACUAUAUAAACUGCUGGUUUUGGUGGAUAAGAUUCUUUUUAAAAUAAAAUAAAAUUAGAUGAUCAUGAUAAGGAUAUUAUCAAUAUUACUAAUUAAGCUUAUCCAAUUUCUAAUAGUAAUAAGGAAGAUCAUAGAAUUCAUUUAAAAAAUGAUAGAUUACUUAGUCCUAUAGAUAUACCUAGCAGAAUCAAUAGAAAAAGAAUUACUGCCAUUUAAAAAUAAAAUAGGGAAGAAUCCUAUUAACCAUUCUCAACUCAAACUCAACUUGAUCUAAAUUAAGAGAAAGAAAAGUCUAUUAAGAGAAAAUCUAAACUUAGAGAUACUUAAGGAGAUAUUGAUCUUGUUUCUUCAGUUUAAUCAGUCGAAUAUAAAAGAGAUUCAAUAGAUAUAAGAGAUGAUAAAAAAGAAUUAAGAAGAAAAACUACAAAAACAAAAACAAAUAGAAGUAGAACAGCUAAGACACGAAAAACUACUAAAUUGAUGUCAGAAAAUCCAUCUUAAGAAAUAUCUAUACCAAUGUUUGAAAAAUAAGUUGUUUCUAUGGAAUUAGAAGGAUUUGAAAAAAUGAAAAACUAUUAAUUUUACUAUAUUUGGAAUAAUCCAAAAGUUGUUAUAUCUAGAGCAAUUCGAAUUUUAACAAAAUAUUUAGAACGAAAAAGAAAUAUAGUACAUUCAUUUUCUUCCUAUACAUUUAGUGCUAUAGCUAUUAAUUAAAUGAUAAAGAUCAAGAAAAAACUUAAAUUAUUGUAAUUUAAUUUAUUAAUAUUUUUAGAGAUGAUCCCCUUACUGAUGAAAAAAAAGAUAAAAAAAUACUUAAUACUCUUAGUAAAACUGGUAAACCAAGAGUAGGAAGUAAAAAAAGUACAUACGGACAGUCAGAUGAUAUAUCUUCAUUAUUUUAAAAGAAACCUCUACAAUCUGGAUAAACUUAAUUAUCUCAAAGAAUUUCGAUGUCUAAACAAAUUAGAACUGAUUUGUGA